This is a messenger RNA of Pipistrellus nathusii (Nathusius's pipistrelle), 1521 nucleotides long. The record is from the annotation of a GenBank genome assembly. NCBI's taxonomy places the organism in Eukaryota, Metazoa, Chordata, Mammalia, Chiroptera, Vespertilionidae.
AUGUCCGUGCAGGUGGCAGCCCCCGGCGGCGUGGGGCUGGGCCCCGAGCACCUGAGCCCCGAGGAGCUGGUGCGGCAGACGCGGCAGGUGGUGCAGGGGCUGGAGGCCCUCCGGGCGGAGCACCGGGGCCUGGCCGGCCACCUGGCGGAGGCCCUGGCGGGCCCGGGCCCGGGCGCCGGCCCGGAGCUGCUGGAAGAGAAGCAGCAGGUGGUCAGCCACUCGCUGGAAGCCAUCGAGCUGGGGCUGGGCGAAGCGCAGGUGCUGCUGGCCCUGUCGGCGCACGUGGGCGCGCUGGAGGCCGAGAAGCAGCGGCUGCGGGCGCAGGCCCGGCGGCUGGCGCAGGAGAACGCGUGGCUGCGGGAGCAGCUGCAGGAGACGCAGCAGCGGCUGCGGGCCAGCGAGGAGGCCGUGGUGCAGCUGGAGGAGGAGAAGGGGCACCUGGAGUUCCUGGGGCAGCUGCGCCGGCAUGACCCGCCGGCCGGCAGCCAGCAGCCCGAGUCCCCCCACCGCCGAGACAGCCUGGGCUCCCUGUUCCCCAGCGAGGAGGAGGCGAGGAGAGGGCCGGAGGCGGCGGGGGCCGCGGCGGCCCAGCAGGGCGGCUACGAGAUCCCGGCCCGGCUGCGGACCCUGCACAACCUGGUGAUCCAGUACGCGGGCCAGGGCCGCUACGAGGUGGCCGUGCCACUGUGCCGCCAGGCGCUGGAGGACCUGGAGCGGAGCUCCGGCCACUGCCACCCCGACGUGGCCACCAUGCUCAACAUCCUGGCGCUGGUGUACCGGGACCAGAACAAGUACAAGGAGGCCACGGACCUCCUCCAGGAUGCCCUGCAGAUCCGGGAGCAGACGCUGGGUCCCGAGCACCCCGCGGUGGCGGCCACGCUGAACAACCUGGCCGUCCUGUACGGGAAGCGCGGGCGGUACCGGGAGGCGGAGCCCCUGUGCCAGCGCGCCCUGGAGAUCCGCGAGAAGGUGCUGGGCGCCGACCACCCGGACGUGGCCAAGCAGCUCAACAACCUGGCGCUGCUGUGCCAGAACCAGGGCAAGUUCGAGGAGGUGGAGCGGCACUACGCCCGGGCCCUGGCCAUCUACGAGGCCCUGGGCGGGCCCCACGACCCCAACGUGGCCAAGACCAAGAACAACCUGGCCUCAGCCUACCUGAAACAGAACAAGUUCCAGCAGGCGGAGGAGCUGUACAAAGAAAUCCUCAGCACGGAGGGCCUGCCCGCCCCGCUCGGGGCCCCCAGCACAGGCAGAGCUGGUGACGCGGAAGGACAGACCCUUCGCCGCCGCAGCAGCUCCUUCUCCAAACUCCGGGAGUCCAUCCGGCGCGGCAGCGAGAAGCUGGUCUCCCGCCUCAGAGGCGAGGGGGCGGCGGGAGCAGCCGGGAUGAAGAGAGCGGUGUCCCUGAGCACGCUGCACGUGGGUGCUGCCAGGGCUCCCGGGGCCCAGUUCCCCCACCGGCACCUGAGUGAGGCCUCUCGGACCCUCAGCGUCAGCACCCAGGACCUGGGCCCCCGCUGA